GGGAACCCUAAAUAAACUUUCGGCACAGCUCCUGUUUACGUUUGCAAAUGCUUCUGAAGUGUAUGCCUCCACGAGGCGCUCAUCAUGCUUGCAGGUCUCAUUCUGCCCCUGAGCCAGUGGGCAUCUGUGAUUUGAGAAGACUGCCUCGCAGCAGCGAUGGCGGCAAUUCAUCUGUUAAGGGCCGCGGCGCGGCAGCUGCUCAAUGCAAAGCGGCUGCCACCCUGGAAACCCUUGGCGCCUGCCUCAUCAAAUGCCACCACUACUUUCAAAACACUCUUUGAUUAUGGUCCCCAUGCAACGGCGCGAGCCCGCUUCUCCCAGCUUGUGUUUGGCAGAUCUUACUCGAGCGUUGCAGCUGCGGUCCCGGAAGCAGAUGACCAGUCGGGCAGCGAAAGCGCCAGCGUGCGGGGGCCGGAGGGCAUCCGGUGCUUUGCAAUCAUCGCGCACGUCGACCAUGGCAAGACGACGCUGCUGGACCAGCUGCUGAAGCAGGUCGGGGACUCACUGACCACGGAGCGCGUUAUGGACAGCAUGUCGCUGGAGAAGGAGCGAGGGAUCACCAUUGCCGCCAAGUACACAUCUCUUCCGUACAAGGGCUACACACUGAACGCUGUCGACACGCCUGGCCACGCUGACUUUGGCGGUGAGGUGGAGCGCGUGCUGGACAUGGUGGACGGCGCGGUCCUGCUGGUGGACGCCACGGAGGGGCCCCUUGCGCAGACCAAGUUUGUGCUCUCCAAGGCGCUGCGCCGCGGCCUGCGGCCCCUCGUGCUCUUCAACAAGGUCGACCGCCCCACCGUUACUGCGCAGCGGUGCAGCGAGGUGGAGAGCGAGCUAUUCGAUCUGUUUGCGCUGCUGGGCGCCACGGACGAACAGCUGGACUUCCCGGUGCUGUACGCGUCUGCCAAGGAGGGCUGGGUCACCGCGCGCCUGCCGUCCGCCGCCGACCCGCUGCGCCCCGAGGAGCGCGUCAUGGACCCGCUGCUGGACAGCAUCCUGCAAAACGUGCCCCCACCGGCAGGGGACCCGGGGGGGCCCUUCAAGAUGCUGGUGAGCAUGACGGAACGGGAUCCCUUCCUAGGCCGCAUUCUGACCGGCCGGAUUGCCUCGGGCCGCGUGCGUGUGAACGACCGUGUUCAUGCGCUGGCGCUCAAGGGCGACGGCAGCCCACACGACGACGGGCGCGUCACCAAGAUCCUGAAGCGCCUGGGGGGGCUCGGGCGGGUCACCAUGACGGAAGCAGGCGCGGGGGAUAUUGUCAGCAUAGCGGGGCUGGAGCGAGCCGGGGUCACGGACACAGUUGCGGCGGUAGAGGUUAACGAAGCAUUGCCAGCGACGCCGAUUGACGUGCCGACAAUUAAGAUGGUGAUGGGGGUGAAUGACUCCCCGUUGGGUGGCCGGGACGGGACACACGUGACGGGGAGUAAGAUUGGAGAGCGGCUGAUGUCGGAGGCGGAGAACAACGUGAGUAUCGUGGUGAGCGCGAUCGAGGGCGGCGCGGAGUCGUACGAGGUGCAGGGCCGCGGGGAGCUGCAGCUGGGGGUGCUCAUCGAGACCAUGCGCCGGGAGGGCUUCGAAAUGUCCAUCUCACCACCCGCAGUGCUGUUGCAGACGGGCGAGCGCGGCGAGAAGCUGGAGCCGAUUGAGGAGGUGGUGGUGGAGGUGGACGUGCCGUACAUGGGGAUGGUCAUCGAGGCGCUGACGCUGCGCAAGGGCGAGCUGGAGGAGAUGCUGCCCGACGGCGCGGGGCCCGGCCGCGCGCGCCUCGUGUUCACGUGCCCCUCGCGCGGCCUGCUCGGCUACCGCUCCGUCUUCACCACCGACACGCACGGCACCGGCGUCAUGCACCGCGCCUUCCGCGAGUACGGCCCGUGGCGCGGCGGUCUGGACCGCGUGCGCAAGGGCGCGCUGGUGUCCAUGGCGCAGGGGCCCUCUACCGCGCACGCGCUCGGCAGCCUCGAGAGCCGCGGCGUGCUCUUCAUCGCGCCGCAGGAAGACUGCUACGACGGUAUGAUCAUUGGCGAGCACAGCCGCGGCGAGGACCUGGAGGUGAACCCGGUGCGCGCCAAGCAGCUGAGCAACAUGCGCGCGAGCGGCACCGACGAGAAGGUACGCCUGCAGCCGCCGCGCGCCAUGACGCUCGAGGAGGCCAUCGGAUACGUCGCGGCAGACGAGCUCAUCGAGGUUACACCGAAGUCAGUGCGAUUACGGAAGAAGUAUCUGAACUCAAGUCAGCGGAAAAACAGCAAACGAAGGGAAUCGAGUUGAGUGUGUUCGAUGGUCAAAUUAAGCUCGAUAGAGGUUUCUUUUGCACGGUCGCGUGCCAUUCUUUUGUUGCAGCAAAGUGUACAAUAUUGCAGAAGCAUUGGGAGAAUUGCAUUACGGGCAGACGCCGGUUCGAUAACAAGGUGCCGCAGGAGCUUCUUGAAGCGCUACCACUUACGCCCGCCGUCUAUGGACGGUAUGUGGCCCACCGAAUCCGACACAUCCGGUAAAGGAGCGAUAUUGGGGCUACAGGUCCGGAAUUUCAAUAAUCGGCUUGAAGUCGGGCCGUGGGCCGUGGAUAAUCAAAAAUCCUAUAUAAACCUUUGACUUUGUCAACUUCACCCGCAUGACUCGAAAGUCAGGGUGUACGCAUAAUAUGAUGUUCAGAGUUGGAG
This is a messenger RNA of Klebsormidium nitens, 2660 nucleotides long. The record is from the annotation of a GenBank genome assembly. NCBI's taxonomy places the organism in Eukaryota, Viridiplantae, Streptophyta, Klebsormidiophyceae, Klebsormidiales, Klebsormidiaceae.